This is a messenger RNA of Misgurnus anguillicaudatus (oriental weatherfish), 1159 nucleotides long. RefSeq names its product methionine sulfoxide reductase B1a (gene msrb1a). Gene Ontology annotation, molecular function: peptide-methionine (R)-S-oxide reductase activity. Gene Ontology annotation, biological process: protein repair. Lineage: Eukaryota; Metazoa; Chordata; Actinopteri; Cypriniformes; Cobitidae. The record is from RefSeq and is a predicted model, not a curated record. Gene Ontology annotation, cellular component: nucleus.
UUUGAUACAGUAGCACUGGCACGCGAUCCUGUUCGCGUGAUCACGUGGUCUGGACACGAUUCUUUCAUUGAACUUUAAUGUAACUGUUUUUGAAACAGCUUUUGAUACAGAAAGUUUAUAUCGCAAUAUAUUUGAGGCCAUGUCUUUCUGUUCAUUCUCGAAAGGGGAGUUUUUUAAGGAUCACUUUGAAACUGGCAUAUAUGUUUGUGCUAAAUGUGGAUAUGAGCUGUUUUCCAGCAAGUCUAAAUAUGAACAUUCAUCACCCUGGCCAGCCUUCACAGAAACUAUCCAUGAGAACAGUCUGUCCAAACAAGAGGAGAGACGGGGCGCCUAUAAGGUUAAGUGUGGUAAAUGCGGUAAUGGUCUUGGUCACGAGUUCGUAAAUGAUGGACCCAAACGUGGUCUCUCACGCUUUUGAAUAUUCAGCAGCUCUCUGAAGUUCAUUCCUAAAGUUAAGAAUGAUCAACAGUAGAGCAAUUGGAAAGAAACCAUGAGGAUGUUUCAUUAAGAAUACCUGGAGAAGCUUUGAUGUGUUUACCGUUUGGAUGGUGAAUGAAACGCUCUGACAAAAGCCCACAGCGGGACGUUCAGAGUGAUGAUGUGUACACAACCUUAUGGGAAACAUGCAUAGCUUUCUCACACGACUGUGCUGUUAUCAGUUAAUACACAAAUAUGCAAUUUUUUAUGCACAGAACAUUUGAGACGAUGCACAUGAUACUUUUAUCUCACUUUGAAGUGUGCAUCAUUGGUGCUGUAAGAAUAUCACAACAAGAUAACUGUCAUUUUAGGAGUCCUACAAAAGGCCUUUGUGUCUUGGUAGGAAAAAUGUUUUUGCUGUCAGUCUCUCAGACUUGGUGCUUUUGCUAGUUUAAAUAAUUUAUAUAUUUAUAUGUUUUAAAAAUACAUACCUAACCGGUUUUCAUCAUAUGUCAUGCUACACUUGUUGCUUUGUCUGUUACAUAUUGCUUGAGUCCCAGGAAAAGGUCAAAGUCUAAAAUCCUUUUUUUAUUAUUAUUUAACAAAGAUUUUAAGGUUUAACAUUUUUCAGGAUUAGCAUUCAGUGAAUGAUACUUUAUCAAUAAUGUGCUUUUAGAAAUCACUUUCUUUUGUGAGUAUUGAAAUGUUUUUCGUGUUGGAUGUUAAAGGGACACUUCACCCA